AUGUCCUCGCGACUCCCGGACCGCUCAGGCCCGCGGCGCAGCCGAUCGCGAUCUCCAUCGUCCUGGCGUCAACCCCAGAGUCGCCCCCGCAACGAACGAGACUAUCGCGACCGACCGGACUCGGAUCGGAGAUGGGAUAAUGGGAACUCGCGCGACUCACAGCCGUCUCGUAAUAUGCGCGAUCAAGUCCGACUCAAUCAGCUCCAAGAGGACGAACAGGCGCGUGAGUGGGUAGCGCAGGAGGAUAUCUUUGUGCUGAAGCAGGCCAAAAAGAAGGCGGAGAUCAGAGUGAAGGAAGGGCGCGCAAAGCCAAUUGACUGGCUGACGGUCACACUACGUGUCAUCGAUCCUACACGCGAUCCCUUGGACGAUGAGAUUGCGGACUCCGAGCUCGAUGUGGUAGACCCGGAUGGUGUGUUUGAGGGUCUGUCGCAGUCACAGCUGGAGGAACUGGAGCAUGAUAUCGAGACGUUUUUGAAGUUGGAGUCGAAUGCGCAGAAUCGGGAUUUCUGGCAGACGAUGAAGAUUAUCUGCCGAGACCGACAAAAAGCCUCUGCCCCUCAUGGGCGAGCCCUCAACUCCGUGGCCGCCGAUAUCAACAGACUUCUCAGCCCGAAAACCUACGAACAGCUCCAGACGCUGGAAAUCCAAGUCAAGAGGAAAUUGAACUCCAAUGAGCCCAUCGAUACAGAUUACUGGGAAGAACUUCUGCGCAGCUUGACGGUUUGGAAGGCCCGAGCAAGACUGAGAAAUGUAUAUCAAGCUGUGAUCGACGAGCGUGUUCGCGAUCUACGGAAGCAGCAGAAAGAGGAGGCCGAAUCUAUUCGCGAAAAGCUCGCUCCUCUUGCGCCAACAGUAUCUGGAGACGAUCGGCCGCAGGUUUCUAUGGAUUCCAUCGAGUUCAAGGGCUUGGAUCCCGAUCCAUUGCUGCAGGUGCGGCAGGAAGACAAGGGUCUGGAAAUUAUGGACGAGUCCGUAUUUCUUCGUCAAGUGGCUCGUGAACGCCAAAAGAUUCUUCGCAUGGGAUAUGUCCCGCUCCGACAGCGAGGUGCCGAAAAGCCGACCGCGGUCGUCGCCAGCACGUCCACCAACAUGGCUACACCAGGGGUGCCCGGUCGCUUCUCUUCGAUUCCCAACGAUGAUUUUUCUCAAGCAACCAAGGCCCUCUACGAACGGGAAUUGGCCAAGGGAAUUAGUGAAAACGAAGAGAUCUUCACCAGCGAAGAGGCCGUCACUACUGCUUCACAGUCACAAUGGGCUGGCAAGCACCGCCCGCGAAAGCCACGAUAUUUCAACCGUGUUCAAAUGGGCUACGAGUGGAAUAAAUACAACCAGACCCAUUACGACCAUGACAACCCACCACCGAAGGUUGUGCAGGGUUACAAAUUCAACAUCUUCUACCCUGACCUCAUCGAUAAGACUAAGGCCCCCACAUACCGCAUUGAGCGAGAAGAUGGUCGCCGGCGAGGCCAAUCCUUUGCUGAGGCUGGAGAGGAGGAUACUUGCCUGAUUCGGUUCACCGCUGGGGCCCCCUAUGAAGAUAUCGCUUUUCGCAUUGUCGACAAGGAAUGGGAUUACAGUGCGAAGCGCGAACGAGGGUUCAAGAGUACCUUCGACAAGGGCAUUCUCCAACUCCACUUCCAGUUCAAGAGGAUCUAUUACCGGAAGUAA
Messenger RNA from Penicillium canariense, 1671 nucleotides. RefSeq names its product splicing factor cactin. Lineage: Eukaryota; Fungi; Ascomycota; Eurotiomycetes; Eurotiales; Aspergillaceae. Gene Ontology annotation, molecular function: protein binding. Gene Ontology annotation, biological process: mRNA cis splicing, via spliceosome. The record is from RefSeq and is a predicted model, not a curated record. The transcript has 5 exons. The coding region runs from base 1 to 1671 and encodes 556 amino acids. Gene Ontology annotation, cellular component: cytoplasm; spliceosomal complex.